AAGUUACGAACAAAAUGUUGCAAGGGAUCCACCACAAAUCCAGCUACAAUAUGCAUAGCUACACCAAAUCCGAAGUCCCAAGACUUGUGCCAAUCGCGCCUGCUACUGAAGCUAAAUACCAUAUGGAGCCUGAAAAGAAGAAGUACAACUACAAAAGCAACCCUUACGUUGGAGCUCAAGCCGCUUCGAUAGCCAGAAGAAACGCCAGAGAAAGGAACCGCGUGAAACAAGUGAACGACGGUUUCAACGCGCUGAGGAAGAAACUACCGGCAUCUGUCAUCGCCGCUUUAUCUGGAGGAGCACGACGCGGUUCGGGGAAGAAGCUGAGCAAAGUUGACACUCUUCGCAUGGUCGUGGAGUACAUCAGACACCUGCAGAGUUUGUUGGAAGAAAGCGACGGAGCUAUGGGCGUGCCAAAGUCAAAUAUCCACAUCACACCAAUGGACACAUCCCUAUGCUAUGAAGACGAAGGAGUCUACGGUGGAAGUUCUCCCUACUCCGAUUCAGUGCCUUCGCCAGUCGGUUCGGAGUGUUCUUCAGGAGUGUCAGUGUAUUCAAACAACGGUUAUAUCGCAAAUAAUUAUCCAAUCAACGAACAGUUCACUGCAGUAAACGACGACGACCUACUAGACACUAUUUCAUGGUGGCAGCACAAAUAAAUUAACCUUUAUAUUGUAGUUUAGGAUUCAAAAAAUUCUAGUCAAUUCAGUGUAUAGUUUAAAACCAAUCGCGUUUUCGCUCGAUACUC
Ostrinia nubilalis (European corn borer) is the source of this 748-nucleotide messenger RNA. RefSeq names its product achaete-scute complex protein T3-like (gene Ash3). Gene Ontology annotation, molecular function: RNA polymerase II transcription regulatory region sequence-specific DNA binding; protein dimerization activity; DNA-binding transcription factor activity, RNA polymerase II-specific. The record is from RefSeq and is a predicted model, not a curated record. Gene Ontology annotation, biological process: regulation of transcription by RNA polymerase II; developmental process. NCBI's taxonomy places the organism in Eukaryota, Metazoa, Arthropoda, Insecta, Lepidoptera, Crambidae. The transcript has a single exon. The coding region runs from base 15 to 659 and encodes 214 amino acids.